Phyllopteryx taeniolatus (common seadragon) is the source of this 2672-nucleotide messenger RNA. RefSeq names its product acyl-CoA synthetase long chain family member 2 (gene acsl2). The coding region runs from base 28 to 2247 and encodes 739 amino acids. The transcript is spliced from 20 exons. NCBI's taxonomy places the organism in Eukaryota, Metazoa, Chordata, Actinopteri, Syngnathiformes, Syngnathidae. Gene Ontology annotation, cellular component: membrane; endoplasmic reticulum. The record is from RefSeq and is a predicted model, not a curated record. Gene Ontology annotation, biological process: very long-chain fatty acid metabolic process; long-chain fatty acid metabolic process; long-chain fatty-acyl-CoA biosynthetic process. Gene Ontology annotation, molecular function: arachidonate-CoA ligase activity.
UUUGAAAAUUGUCACAGGAAACAGUUGAUGAUUAGCGCCAACUUUGGGAGCAGAUGGACGGAAAAUAGUUUUGGAGCGCAAAGCCAUCAAGCGUGGAGCUCGGGACUAACAGCUAUGCAUUUCCAGGAGUGGUUACAAUCACUUCGAUCCCACGCAGGACUCAAAGUUUACGAAUCAGAGGACUCCUGGAGUCUGCUGUCGUCCCUACCUUCGUCCUUCUCGCUGUCCUCGUUGUCCCUGCUGGGUUUAGGAGCCAUUGCCUCCGUCACCGCAUACUGGCUGGUGACCCGUCCACGCCCCAUGCGUCCUCCAUGUGACCUUCAGGCCCAGUCUGUAGCUGUCGAUGGGGACCCCAGCUGCAGGCGAUCUGCUCUUCUUCAAGAUGACUCGCCGCUGGAGUUCUACCAUGACGACACCAGAACGGCUUACGACAUGUUCCGGCGAGGCCUGAGGAUUGCAGGUAAUGCACCAUGUCUUGGUUUCAGGAAGCCAGGCCAACCCUACCAGUGGAUAUCCUACACUAAGGUGGCCGAACAAGCACAGGCGCUAGGUUCUGGUCUGCUGGCAAAAGGCUGCAAGCCCAACCCACAACAAUUUGUUGGUAUAUUUGCACAGAACAGACCAGAGUGGAUCAUUACAGAGCUGGCCUGCUACACUUACUCCAUGGCCCUGGUUCCUCUGUAUGAGACACUGGGGCUGGAGGCCAUGGUCCAUAUUCUCCACCUGGCGGAGAUCUCCUUGGUGGUGUGCGACCGUGAGGAGAAGGCUUCCUCCCUUUUGGAGAACAAGGAGAAGGGCAUCACUCCAAAACUCUGCUGUCUGGUUCUCUUCGACGACUUCAGCGAGGCCUUCAUGGAGAGGGCGAGGGGAUGCCAGGUGGAGGUUCUCAAAUUGAUUAAUUUAAUGGAUCUGGGAAGGCAGAACCUCAAAGAUCCUGUGCCCCCCCAGCCUCAAGAUCUGGCCGUGGUUUGCUUCACCAGUGGAACCACAGGCAAGCCUAAGGGAGCCAUGAUCACCCACGGCAACAUCGCCUCAAACACUUCCUCUGUCAUUAAGAUCCUGGAGGGUUCCUUUGUCAUCCGACAAGAAGACGUUUCCAUCUCCUACCUGCCGUUGGCACACAUGUUUGAGAGGAUGAUUCAGGUGUCCAUGUUCUGCCACGGAGCUCGAGUGGGCUUCUACCAAGGAGAUAUUUCCCUCCUGAUGGAUGACAUCAAAACUCUCAAGCCCACCUUCUUCCCCGUCGUGCCCCGUGUCCUGAACCGCAUUUACGACAAGAUCCUGGGCUCGGUGACGUCUCCGCUGAGGAGAGCUUUGCUUCACUACGCCGUGAAGAGGAAGCAGGCCGAGCUCAGCAGCGGCGUCGUACGCAACAACAGUCUUUGGGACAAACUGGUCUUCAACAGGAUUCAGGCCAACUUCGGAGGAAACCUGCGUUUCGCCUUGACCGCAUCGGCGCCCAUCUGCCCCACGGUGCUCUCCUUCCUCAGAGCCACGCUGGGAUGUCUCAUCUUCGAAGGCUACGGCCAGACAGAGUGCACAGCGGGAUGCACCUUCUCCAUGCCAGGAGACUGGACCGCAGGACAUGUUGGCGCUCCUUUGCCCGGGGCUACAGUCAAGCUGGUGGACAUCCCUGACAUGAAUUACUAUGCAAAGAAUGGAGAGGGAGAGAUCUGUAUCUGUGGUCCCAGCGUGUUCCGAGGCUACUUGAAGGACCCCGAAAGGACGGCGGAAACUUUGGACAGUAACGGCUGGCUGCAUAGUGGAGACGUGGGCCAGUGGCUUCCAAACGGGACGCUGCGCAUCAUUGACAGGAAGAAGCACAUCUUCAAGCUGUCGCAGGGAGAGUACAUCGCUCCAGAGAAGAUAGAAAACGUGUACACGCGCUGCACACCUGUGCUCCAGGUCUUUGUGCAUGGGGAUAGUUUACAGUCUUACCUGGUAGGCAUAGUCGUCCCUGACCCUGAGGUUUUCGUGGUCUGGGCUAAGGAGCGAGGAUUUGUGGACUCGUAUGAAGAACUGUGUGAAAUUCCUGACGUAAAGAAGGCAGUGUUGGAGGACAUGAGAGUGGUUGGAAAAGAGGCAGGGCUCAAAUCCUUUGAACAAGUGAGAGACCUCCACUUGCACCCGGAAACGUUCAGCGUGGCCAACGGCCUUCUCACGCCCACGCUGAAGAGUCGACGUGCCGACAUCCGCAGACUGUUCCAGGAGCAGAUAGCCAGCAUGUACGGCAAGACAGCCUUGUGAGGAAAAAAAAAUCAAACGGCAGCACCUGCAAAAGCUUCGACGACACAUUGGAAACAUCUACCAAGUGCCUAAACAUACGUGUUUUACUUCACUAAUUUACACAAAUCUCUUACACAUAUUCACUCUUAACAUGUACUUUGUGAUCUAAUGGGACCAAAAGCAUUGUUUUACUUAGAGUGGAACAAAUAUUUGUUUCUUAACUUUUAGCGACACGUUGCAUUACUUGAAAAUGUGUAUGUUUUUUAGCCUCACUUGUAACAUGUCUUCCCUCUUUUGUCCUUCAUUUCCCCCUAUUUGGUUUUAUAAACCUAAUGUGAUCCGUUGGAAUGACUCGGCAGCGAUGUCUUGUAAAUAUGGCUUUGCUUCAGAGUGGGCACUACUGAAUUGUGUAGUUCACUAAACAGAAAAUAAAUAAUUAUUUCUUA